GAUGUGCGUCUUUCAUGCGACGCUGCCAGUGUGACGUAUAAUCUAGUGGACGGUUCUUCAGAAACAGCUCGUCAACCACCUCCGUAGCUAGCCAACAUAGCCGAAAGAUUCAAGCUAUUUAUACGCUUUCGAUGUAUAUUAGCUACUGUGUUUUAGACACACUUCUGUCGUAUCUACUUGUUAACCUAUUUAAUUUAAUAUUACGUUAUUUUUUAUUAGUCAGCUAUAGUAGCUGGCAGGUUAAGUUAGCUCUAGUCGCUAAUGAUAGCUAGCUAGCUAACAUCCCCGACCAUGAGCUCCCUAAACUACUCCGCUCCUGUUAAAGAAGAGGGGAAAUGCUGGACGGAGAAAGAGGGUCUUUGGCUGAACAUUGUCGUGAAAGAGGAGGAGGAAGAGGAGGAUGUGACAGUAACACAAGUGGAGGGUGAGGCUGUUACAGUGGAAGAAGAAGAGAAAGACGUUUCAGUGAAAGAAGAGGAAGAUGCUGUUUUUGGAGUGAAGAAGGAUGGGGAGAUUACUGUCACAUUGAAAGAUGAAGAGGUGGAGAUAGGAGAUCUGAUUCACACCAGAGAGAGACGGGACUAUCGUGGAUCCUCUGGGGAGCCUCAACAACCUCAUGAUGCAGACAAGGUAGAGAAGAGUCUCUCCAGAUCAGAACACCUCAAGAAACACCAGCAGAGACCCACAGGGAGGAGAAUUCACUGCUGUUCUGACUGUGGGAAGAGAUUCACCUCCCCAUCAGGCAUUAAAAUUCAUCAGAGAACACACACAGGAGAGAAAUCAUAUAGCUGUGGUCAAUGUGGGAAGAGUUUUAGACAAUCUGGAAGUCUGACAGUGCACCAGAGAAUACACACAGGAGAGAAACCUUAUAGUUGUGAUCAAUGUGGGAAGAGUUUUACGACAUCUGGCUCUCUGACUCUCCAUCAGAGAACACACACAGGAGAGAAACCUUAUAGCUGUGGUCAAUGUGGGAAGAGUUUUGUUAAAUCUAGCAAGCUGACUCAACACCAGAGAACACACACAGGAGAGAAACCUUAUAGCUGUGAUCAAUGUGAGAAGAGUUUUACUACGUCUGGCUAUCUGACUCUACAUCAGAGAAUACACACAGGAGAGAAACCGUAUAUAUGUGAUCAAUGUGGGAAGAGUUUUGUUCGAUCUGACCAGCUGACAUUACACCAGAGAACACACACAGGAGAGAAACCUUAUAGUUGUGGUCAAUGUGGGAAGAGUUUUGUUACAUCUAGCUCUCUGACAUUACACCAGAGAACACACACAGGAGAGAAGUCUUAUAACUGUGAUCAAUGUGGGAAGAGUUUUGUUACAUCUAGCUCUCUGACAUUACACCAGAGAACACACACAGGAGAGAAAUCUUAUAGCUGUGAUCAAUGUGGGAAGAGUUUUACCACAUCUGGCUAUCUGACUCUACAUCAGAGAAUACACACAGGAGAGAAACCAUAUAUCUGUGAUCAAUGUGGGAAGAGUUUUGUUACAUCUAGCUGUCUGACAUUACACCAGAGAACACACACAGGAGAGAAACCUUAUAGUUGUGGUCAAUGUGGGAAGAGUUUUAGUAAUUCUGGUGAUCUGACAGUGCACCAGAGAACACACACAGGAGAGAAACCUUAUAGCUGUGGUCAAUGUGGGAAGAGUUGUAGUAAUUCUGGUGAUCUGACAGUGCACCAGAGAAUACACACAGGAGAGAAACCUUAUAGCUGUGGUCAAUGUGGGAAGAGUUUUGUUUCAUCUAGCAAGCUGACUCAACACCAGAGAACACACACAGGAGAGAAACCUUAUAGCUGUGAUCAAUGUGGGAAGAGUUUUGGACAAUCUGGCACUCUGACUUUACACAAGAGAACACACACAGGAGAGAAACCUUAUAGCUGUGGUCAAUGUGGGAAGAGUUUUGUUUCAUCUAGCAAGCUGACUCAACACCAGAGAACACACACAUGAGAGAAAUCUUAUAGCUGUGAUCAAUCUGGCAGUACACAAGAGAACACAUACAGUAGAGAAACCUCUUAGCUGUAACCAGAGAUAAUCUGAUAAAAAAUCUCUGAUCAAAUAUCAGAAAAUACACAGAGUUGUUUCAUGAUAUCAAUGAAUUAAUGUCACAAUGUAGAAUGUGUUGACAUUGCAGUAAGAGUAUUUUAAUGUCACAAUGUAGAACCCAAAACGCUAUUUCACCAGGAGAGUGAAAUCCUGCUGGCCUUUGAUGGAGAGAACAUCCACGUCCUCGAGGACAUCACCAUGGGACUUGGGGCUCUGCAUUUUUAAUUUCUCCUUAAAUUCCUCAAAAAUGUCAGAAAAACACUUAUGUUCCUAAGUUACUGUGUUUUGGGGUGAAGUUACCAGGGCCGGUCAUAAAGAUGGCAAACUUCCUAACAUAACUAAGUGGAUAUGAUAUACACACAAGCUGAAAAAUCUGCAUUUAGCAUCAAGUCUACAAUAUUGUUAGUUUACCUAUGAUUCUUUAUCAUUAUUUCUAAAAAUGUUUAAAUGUCAUUAAAAGCACUAUACAAAGUAAAUGUAUUAUUUAUUAUGGUCUGACAUGUCUGCAGAAAAGUUGCAUUUUUGUAAUGUGUUUUGUUUGGUCAAUUGCUUUGUAAAUAUCAAUUCACGUUUGUUGUGCCACUAAAUAAACUAUUGUUUAAGUCAAUAUUGUUUAAUGGAGGGAGGGUGGACAGGGAGUUUUAAAAAAUUAACCCCAAAAGGUUCUUUGAGGAAUCAUUUUAAUGGGUUCCCAGGAGCCUCCCAGUAACUAUAGAUCUUCCGCUGCUUUCUAAAAUAUCAUCCCGCUUAUUAUCAUCCAAAUUUCAAUCAUCUGAUUGAGCAUAUUUCUAAAUGUUACUAUCCAAAAGUCAGAUAAAGA
This is a messenger RNA of Oncorhynchus keta (chum salmon), 2866 nucleotides long. Its product is annotated as zinc finger protein ZFP2-like. The transcript is spliced from 2 exons. The record is from RefSeq and is a predicted model, not a curated record. Lineage: Eukaryota; Metazoa; Chordata; Actinopteri; Salmoniformes; Salmonidae. The coding region runs from base 292 to 1950 and encodes 552 amino acids.